Phanerochaete carnosa HHB-10118-sp is the source of this 2614-nucleotide messenger RNA. RefSeq lists its product as uncharacterized. Lineage: Eukaryota; Fungi; Basidiomycota; Agaricomycetes; Polyporales; Phanerochaetaceae. The transcript has 6 exons. The coding region runs from base 157 to 2406 and encodes 749 amino acids. Gene Ontology annotation, molecular function: saccharopine dehydrogenase activity. Gene Ontology annotation, cellular component: cytoplasm. The record is from RefSeq and is a predicted model, not a curated record.
GAUUUGAUUGAACUUUAUUAACAUGUAGGCACCACGGAGAGACGGCGGUCCGCCACGCCGAUGACUAUGGUUUCUGACUCCAACACGGGCGGCAAUUACUACGACUGACUCGACCCAUCUCUGCGACUUUACGUCUACCCUCCCCGUCAAAAACUCAUGGCACCGCUGAGUCAUCCCUCUAUACAAGAUGGCUGGUUUCGCGAAAUCUCGUCGCAAUGGCCAGGUCAGGCCAUGACCCUCAAGGUCCGCAAGAUCCUUCACGUCGAAAAGUCCUUCUACCAGGACGUCCUCGUCUUCGAAUCUGAAACAUACGGCAAUGUUCUCGUCCUCGAUGGUGUCAUCCAGUGCACCGAGCGAGACGAGUUCUCCUACCAGGAGAUGAUCGCCCAUCUCCCACUCGCCAGUCACUCGAACCCCGAGAAGGUCCUGGUCAUCGGCGGAGGCGACGGAGGUGUGGUUCGUGAGGUCUUGAAGCAUGCGAGCGUAAGGAAUGUGGUGUUAUGCGACAUCGACGAGGCCGUCGUACGUGUUUCUCGUCAGUUCCUUCCCCACAUGUCUGCACUUCUGGACGAUGCACGGGUUACGAUCCACAUUGGCGAUGGGUUCAAAUUCCUUGCGGACAACACGUCCACGUACGACGUCAUCAUCACGGACUCGUCGGAUCCUGUUGGACCUGCGGAGUCGCUGUUCCAGAAGCCGUACUUCGAGCUGUUGCACGGCGCGCUUGCUCCUGGUGGUCACAUUGCGACGCAGGCCGAAUGCCAAUGGAUUCAUCUUCCGCUUAUCGCGGAGGUUAUCCGGACCGCGCGUAGAAUUUUCCCCGUCGUAGGGUACGCAUACACGACCAUCCCGACCUAUCCCUGUGGCCAGAUUGGCUUCCUAGUAUGCUCCAAGGACGAAGGCCGCGAUAUACGUGAACCCGUGCGUCAGGUCGAGCCGACCCGGUACUACAACACGGGGAUCCAUCGCGCGGCGUUCACCCUACCCGAGUUCAGCCGUGUCUGCUUGGAGGAGGGCAGCGAUUUACUGCCAAACUUUGGCAGAGUUUUGGUGCCGGCCAGUCCGCCGAAGAAGGUACUCCUUCUAGGCAGCGGUCUGGUUGCGAAGCCGGCGGCAGAGUACAUCGUGCGCGACCCUCGGAACCACCUCACCGUCGCAUGCCGCACCCUUGAAACAGCCCAGGCCCUCUGCGCCGGUCUACCAAAUACAACGCCGCUGUCGCUUGACGUCGCGGACAUGAUUAGCCUCGAAGCGUCCGUUAGCGCCCACGACCUUGUCGUCUCGCUCGUACCAUACACGCUCCACGCCGAGGUCAUCAAGGCUGCCAUCAAGGGCAGGACACACGUCGUCACGACUAGCUAUGUCAGCGACGCCAUGCGCGCACUCGACGCCGCAGCAAAGGAGGCGGGCAUUGUCGUCAUGAACGAGAUUGGGCUAGACCCGGGCAUCGACCACCUGUAUGCUAUCAAGACGAUAGACGAAGUGCACGCGAAAGGAGGGAAGAUCAAGCAGUUCAUAUCCUGCUGCGGUGGACUCCCGGCGCCCGAAUGCUCCGACAACCCGCUCGGCCUCAAGUUCUCGUGGUCGCCGCGCGGGGUGCUUAUUAACUCGGUGAACCCGUCCGCGUUUCUCGAAGGCGGAGAGAUCGUCGAUGUCCCGGGGAGCCAGCUUAUGGAAUACGCUAAGCCGUACUUUAUCUCGCCAGCGUACGCGUUCGUCGCGUACCCGAAUCGCAAUUCGGCGCCCUUCCGCGAGUUUUACCGUAUUUCCGAGGCAGAGACCGUGCUGCGCUGCAAUCUGCGCUACCAGGGCUUCCCCGAGUUUGUCAAGGCGCUCGUCAAGAUUGGCUGGCUCAGUGCGGCUCCAAAGGAGUGGCUGAGCGUUGAGCUGACCUGGGCGGAGGUGACGCAGCGGGUCAUUGGUGCAGCUGACGCUGACGAAAGGGCGCUUGUGAGCCGUAUCAGAGAGCUCUGCGCGUUCCCGGACGAGAUCGAGGCGGCCCGUGUCGUGUCCGGCUUGCGCUGGAUCGGCAUGUUCUCGACUUCUGAGAAGGUCAAGCCGCGUCAGGGCAAUCUGCUCGAUACUCUCUGUGCGCGGCUCGAGGGGAUGCUCUCUUACGCGCGCGGCGAGCGCGACCUCGUGAUGCUCCAACACAAAUUUAUCGUCGAGUGGGCAGACGGCAAGAUCGACACACUCACAUCGACGCUGGAGGCGUAUGGCGAACCUGACGGCCACUCGGCAAUGGCGCGUCUGGUGGGCUUACCCUGUGGCAUCGCAACGCAGCUCGUUUUGGACGGCAUGAUCAACACACCGGGCAUCCUCGCGCCGUAUACGAAGGAGCUCUGCGACCCGAUUCGCGAGAUUCUGGAGAACGAAGGCGUGGGUCUCGUUGAAAAGGUCCUAUGACACUGCAACAUCGUGCCGUUGCGAGCACUGGGCGCCUCUAUAAUAGGAACGCGCAUCUUUCCUUCUGAGUAAGCAUGUUGCUAGCUUCCUUUGUCUGAAUCGUCUGCAUGUUGAGAUUCACGUGAAUACAAAGACAACGGGAUACUUGUUCACUACUAUACAUUGUGCAUGCACGAGUCUCAGCUGGAAUGAUCACUUGACCUCAAUG